AUGUGUCAGCCGGAGUUGGAGUCGGAGUUGUCUUUCAACGAUAUCUGGCAAUUUGUGGAGGACUUCACGGAAGAUGCUACUGUCACUGAGGUGGAAAUCCGUUUACAAAAACUUGAUGAGUUGUGGGAAAGGUUUGGCGAUGUCCUAGUUGAUAUAAAAUCUCAUGAUGACUUCUCGGAUGAUGGCGAAGGUUAUGAAAAGGAGAGAAAGAAGUUCAGCGACCAUUAUUACCGUGCUAAAUCCUUUCUUUUGGAUAGAGUAAAGGAGCGACAAGAACAUUCGGUGCUUGAACAAUCCAUCCGUAUCGGAGACACAACGACGCUGGGUACACUCGAUCAUGUUCGCCUUCCGCAGAUAAAAUUGCAAUCUUUCAGUGGUGACAUCGACGAGUGGCUCAGUUUUCGGGACCUUUUCACUUCUCUCAUUCAUUGGAAGUCUGAUUUGCCGGAAGUGGAAAAAUUCCACUAUCUCAAGGGAUGUCUUCAAGGUGAACCAAAAGGCCUCAUAGAACCGUUACAAAUUACAAAGGCGAAAUAUCUAGUUGCUUGGGAAAUGCUUCUGAAAAGAUAUAACAACAGCAAGUUACUAAGAAAGAGACACAUUGAAUCAUUGUUCAAGCUGCCUAGUCUCACGAAGGAGUCGGCUUCUGAAUUACACGUCCUCUUGGAAAAUUUCGAAAGAAUAGUUCAAACUUUGGAUCAAUCUGUACAAUCGAGUGAUUAUAAGGAUUUACUACUCGUUAAUCUCCUCACCACACGGUUGGAUCCAGUCACCCGCAGAGGGUGGGAAGAAUGCUCGUCUAGCAGGAAAACAGAUACCCUUAAGGACCUUACGGAUUUUCUUCAUCGUCGUGUUCAGGUGUUAGAAUCGUUGCCAUCAAGAGCAUCUGAAGCUAGAAGCAAUCAGCAUGCACAACCACAUUCAAAACCGAAGCUUUCUCCUGUGAAGAACAGCUACAAUGCGACACAUGCAUCUGUGGGACGAUGUGUUGUAUGUUCGGCGAAUCAUUUGUUGUACCAGUGUGGAGCCUUUCACUUCGGACUAAUUCCCUCUGCCGUAACUGUUUCCGACAUGGCUAUCAGGCAAGAGAGUGCCAGUCGAAAUUCUCCUGUCGCACAUGUAAGGGGUCGGCAUCACACUAUGGUUUGUUUCAAACGAGGAAAGGAUAGCAACGAUAAGGCAAACGAUAAGGAGACAAAUAAUGGAACUGUCAUUUCUGCCAAGGAUACACCAGCUUCAUCAUCAUCUUCUUCUUCUUCUCAAAUGUCCACACUUGGUACCGCUAAUGUGUCUUUAGCUAACGUGGCCCAAUCGUGUAUUUCAUCACAGGUACUGUUGGCUACCGCGGUAGUCGUUGUCGAGGAUGAUAACGAUGGACAUUUCCCUGCCUGUGCGCUUCUAGACUCGGGAUCAGAGAGUAAUUUCGUAACGGAACGGAUGAGUCAACGGCUUAGCGUUGAACGGCAACGGGUGGAUAUUUCUGUAUGCGGUAUAGGCCAGGCUGCUACUAGAGUCAAACAGCGGAUUAUUACUAAGAUCAAGUAA
Messenger RNA from Malaya genurostris, 1545 nucleotides. RefSeq lists its product as uncharacterized. The record is from RefSeq and is a predicted model, not a curated record. The transcript has a single exon. Bases 1 to 1545 code for a protein of 514 amino acids. NCBI's taxonomy places the organism in Eukaryota, Metazoa, Arthropoda, Insecta, Diptera, Culicidae.